This is a messenger RNA of Phaeoacremonium minimum UCRPA7, 3078 nucleotides long. Its product is annotated as putative importin-beta domain-containing protein. Gene Ontology annotation, biological process: protein import into nucleus. Bases 1 to 3078 code for a protein of 1025 amino acids. Lineage: Eukaryota; Fungi; Ascomycota; Sordariomycetes; Togniniales; Togniniaceae. The record is from RefSeq and is a predicted model, not a curated record. The transcript is spliced from 4 exons. Gene Ontology annotation, cellular component: cytosol; nuclear envelope. Gene Ontology annotation, molecular function: small GTPase binding.
AUGGAGGAUCAGCUGGUGCAGCUGCUGGCAAACACCCAGCUGGCUGCCGAGGGGCCGCGGAAGCAGGCAGAGAUCGAGCUCAAGCACGCGCAGACGAACCCCAUCUUCCCGCUGUCGCUGGCCAACAUCGCCGCACACACGUCCAUCUCGACGGACAUCCGCCAGUCCGCCCUGUCCGUCCUGCGCAACUUCAUCGAGCACAAUUGGAGCCCCGAGGGCGACGACGGCGAGGGCCCCCGCAUCCCCAUCCCCGACUCCACCAAGGAUCAGUUGCGACCCAAGCUGCUGGACCUGGCUUUGAGCAAUGAGGAUGAGCGUAAGGUCAAGGCUGCCGUAAGCUAUGUUGUCGGUAAGAUCGCUAAUGUCGACUUUCCGGAGCAAUGGCCGACCCUGCUACCAACCCUACUCGAGGUUAUCCCCACUGGCACAGACACCCAGUUGCAUGGCGCCCUGAAGGUGCUGGGAGACCUCGUGGAGGAGAGCCUGAGUGAGGACCAGUUCUUCUCCAUGGCACGCUCCAUUGUCGACGUGGUCUACCAUGUAGCGAUGAACGAGUCUCGAAAGCCCGCCCUCCGUGCCUUGGCCGUUUCAGUCUUCCGAGGCUGCUUCGAUCUAAUGGAUAUUGUCAAGGAUGAUCACCCGCAAGAAGUCAAGAGUUUUGCAGAAGAGGCCCUGAAGGGCUGGUUGCCCUUCUUUCAACAGGUUAUGAAGGUGCAGCUGCCUGAGAACACUGCCGGUUCGGAGUCACAGCCGGAGGUCUGGAACGGCGUUAUUGCUCUCAAGCUCCAGGUGGUCAAGACUCUGAUCAAGAUCAAGGGUGUUUUCCCCGCCCUUCUGCUGCCUCAGAGCUUGACCUUCUUCAGUGCUACCUGGGAGGAGCUAUCAAGUCUAAAGGGCGCAUACCAAGCCCAGUACAUUGACAAUGGGGCACAAGGAAGGCUAGAGGAUUCGGACGGCCUGCCAUACACGCUCGAUUUCUUAGUUCUAGAAGAGCUGGACUUCCUGAACCAAUGCCUGCGUGCUCCUCCUGUUCAGAAGGAGCUGGAAGCCCAGAUCAAUGCCCAAGCGCCGCAUGAGACACCCUGGAUGGUGGAUCUGAUGCAGCUUGUUGUUGCGUACUCCCGCAUCACGCAGGAGGAAGAGGAGCUCUGGGAAAUCGAUGUGUCGCUCUACCUCGCAGAGGAGACAUCUGUCACUGCCAAUUACACUGCUCGAACUGCAUGCGGUGAUCUCCUUAUCAAGCUUGGGGAGUGGCUCAACCAGCGGGCUCUAGAAGGACUCUUCGCUUACACGAAGGGCCUGUUUCCCGGUAAUGGAUCAGACUGGAGAAGCCAGGAGGCUUCCCUAUAUCUUUUUAACAUGUUGGUUGGCGACUUUCAGGACUUGGACAAGCCAGUCCCUGAAGUCAUUGCCCAAGCGUACAUGGAGCUUGUCAAUUUUGCAGUGAACAAGCCCGACGAAACCCUUCUGCGCGCACGGGGUUUCCUUGUGGCUGGAAUUUUAUCACACGGUUUCCCUCCGGCGAAUGCUCUGUUGGACCGGACUAUCGAGUCUAUCACUCGGGAUGACCAAGAACUUGUACAGGUCUCCUGUGUGAAGGCUGUUGAAGGGUUUGUCAAGUCGGGCAAUGCGCCUGCAGACCGCCAGCUGGCAAUCAUUCAAUCAAUCAAUGGCUUCCUUGACUCGAAGGACCUAACCGAUCUUGAGGAUGCCGACGAUCUCCUAGUAACCCUAGCCGAGUCUUUACGGGCCGCCAUCACCAUUGACCCACGUGUUACCAUUGCGUCGGAUAUCAAGUCUGUAGACUCUCUUUUCCUCAUCGCCAAGCAUGGUGCCUCGAACUUCCAGGUUACGAUGCUUGUCUGCGAGGCUUUCGAGGACCUGGUCGCGAAACUUUCAGAUUCGGCAUCUUAUGCGGCACUUUGUGCGAAGGUUCUCCCUACACUGACAGGUGCAUUCAAUGUUGCGGACAUGACGCAGGAUGACCCCCUUGUUACACUGGCUAGUGAGCUUCUAGUAGCUCUAGUGCAACACGGCUCAGAGCCGCUUCCCGCUGGCUUUGUCGCAGCAACUCUACCGAAGCUGAAGAGACUCUUGAUGGAGUCUCCUGAAGGCGAAGUCCUACGACCUGGCGCUGAGGCCCUGAAGUACAUGCUCAUGCAUGACCACCAUCAGGUCUUUGGCUGGCAUGACGAGAACGGCCAAUCUGGUCUAGAGGUCUGUCUUAUUAUCAUUGAUCGCCUCCUUGGACCUUCCAUUGAAGACAAUGCGGCAUCAGAGGUUGGUGGCCUUGCUGCUGAGCUUGUCGAAAAAGCCGGUCAAGAGCGCCUUGGUCCUUACCUGCUUAAGCUCCUGCAGGCUGUAGCAACUCGAUUAGCGUCUGCACAAGCUGCUCCUUUCAUCCAGUCUCUGAUCCUUGUCUUUGCACGGCUGUCCCUUGUUGGUGCCCAGGACGUUGUUCACUUCCUUAGUGGCAUUGAGAUCAAUAGUCAAAGUGGCCUACAAGUCGUUCUCAGCAAAUGGCUGGAAAACUCAAUCAACUUCGCAGGUUACGAUGAGAUUCGACAGAACGUCAUUGCACUAUCGAAACUCUACUCCCUAAACGAUGCGCGUCUCUCUCAGACCAUGGUGAAGGGAGACUUGAUUGUACCAACCAGUGAUAGAAUCAUGACUCGAUCACGGGCGAAGCAGAACCCUGACCAGUUUACCAUCAUCCCAGCCAACCUGAAGAUUCUCAAAGUUCUCAUUGAGGAGUUGCUCUCAGCUUCUGGUAUUCAGGGUGCAGCUAACGCUGCCGCUGCCGCAGCAGCCGAGUUUGCAGAUGUCGACGAGGACGAUGGAGACGAGGGUUGGGAAGAUGAGCCUGACACGCUUGACUUGUCUCUUGGCUCCACCAAGGCCGGACUUAUGUCACUGAUUGAGGGCUCCGGAUCCCGCCAGAGAGAUGAUGAGACACAGCAGUAUCUAACAGAGUUCUUCAUCCGAGCAGCCCGCGAGAACAUUGCCGACUUCAAGAACUGGUACGAGAUGCUCACGGACGAGGAGAAGACCAAGCUCAACGAGCUGGCGGCGCAGUAG